Fusarium verticillioides 7600 is the source of this 1906-nucleotide messenger RNA. RefSeq lists its product as hypothetical. Lineage: Eukaryota; Fungi; Ascomycota; Sordariomycetes; Hypocreales; Nectriaceae. Bases 624 to 1625 code for a protein of 333 amino acids. The record is from RefSeq and is a predicted model, not a curated record. The transcript has 4 exons.
GCCUUGUCGACUUUAUCUGGGCUAGCUAGUUAGCUCAGAGUGUUAAACAUCUCAAGCCGAGUGGCUUUUUCCUCCACUCCUCUUUCGUGAAUCGUCCCCAGUUGCAGGGCACCCCUGGUCUAUCUCCAGCCGUUGCGACUCUGCAUCUAAGAGGCGACGGCAACGUUGACCACCAAAUUUCUACGUGCAGUUCAGAAAGAUCCUGCUAAUCACAUCUCAGCCGCACCAUGGCGCCCAUGCUAAUUGGCCAUCUUGACCCCAGAACACCUGGAGAUUUUGCCUCGUGGCUGCGUGAAGCCCGGAGCUAGCUCAUCACCCUGUCCGCAAGCUUCCUAGCGUCCUGUGUGUCUGGAGUCUGUGUUUGUCAAUGGAGCGAGGCGAUGAGCCGACCCUGGAAAGAAAAGGGAAGCUCUGUUCAGCUCAGGCCCGGUUGGUGUCGUGAAUAAAUUCCCGACUGUCGGCCCUUCAUGCCCGAGGAUUGCUUUUUGAAGGAAAUGCUGCUUUUCGCUCAUAUUCAUCUGUAGAAGUGGCUGUCUUGCUUUGGACUUGACAUCGACCCCUAACAUUGUCUCAAGACAUCCGACUCUCACCAGUUUCAUUAUCUCGAAUACACAAUCCUCACAAUGAAGGGUGCUGUUCUUUCCGUCCUGGCCAGUGGUGCUGCUGCUCAGAUCACAUCAAUGCCUUUUGCUGCCCUCGGUCUGGGUCCUCGUGUCUUCCAGAACAACGCCAUCAACCCUACCGACCCCGAAUACUCGACCUGCCAGCAAGCUGUUGGGAUUGUCCAGGACUGUGUUUCUUCUGUUGGUGGUCUCGACGCUGCUGCCACUGCUGAUCCUUCAGCUCUCAUGGCUUGCGCAUGCUGUGAUGGACGCAGCAACGCUGCUCCUCUUUACUCAGUCUGCUCCAACUACCUAGAGGAUGAGGCUCCUGAGAACACCUCUCAAUACGAAGCUUAUGGUACUCUGUACAGUGCUUGCAGAUUGAACGCCAGAUGUACUGGUGGUUCUGGUGGCAGUGGUGGUUCUGUCAGCGAUAGCCGUCCUACAGCAACUUCAGACGAUGAAGAUCUCUCUACCAUUACUUCCGCCACCAGCCCUGCUGAGCAGACAUACGCUGCAGCCUGUUUGUACAUGCUCGAUAUCUUCACUUCUUGCACAGCUGAGGAUCGCCAAUUCACUGAGCUUCCUCCCAGAGAGCAGGCCGAGUGCUACUGCUGCCGUGGCUCUGGUUCCCGCCGCACCUGGACUGAUGAGCUCGACAAGUAUGCUUCCACUUGCGCUGACUGGGCCCGUACUGGCGAGCCCAAGACCGCCUACUCUGUCGCCAAGAACCUUGCUACUUUCUGCGACCGCUUCGACGACGUCUGCUCUCCCUCUGUCACCCGCACCCAAGACUCCGGAUCCAGCGAGACCGACGAGGCCAACACCACCGAGGACUCCGGUUCUCGCCAGACUGGAGCCUCUGACAAUGAUGCCUCCACCAGCGAGAACUUGGGUGCCAUCACAGUCACAGUUCCUGCUCAGCCUUCCAACAGUGGCGACAGCGGCAACAGCGCUUCUUCCGCCCGUGUCGGCGUCGGCUCUGUCCUCGCUGCCGUUGCUGCUCUGGCUAUUGCUCUGUAAGAUGGCUUGUGAUGAUUGAACCGAGAAGCGACCAAACUUAUUCAUGAGGUUCAAUUUCCGAGAAGAUGUAGUGGAUCUAACGACUUAUCCGGGUUAUUUAAUGAAGUGCUGUAGGGAAACUCAUGAACAAUGCGCAGUCUUAUCAGGAUAUCCUUGGCAUUUGAAGCGCUUUCGUAUAUAGAAUCAUAUUCGUGAUUCAUAAUUCACUUUUUUUUUUAUCUACCAGCGCCUCUUGAUUGCUGUAUAUGCCUUCUAUUCCGUUGUCAAAUCGAUGUUGACCC